This is a messenger RNA of Chrysoperla carnea, 1805 nucleotides long. It is a transcript of the gene Tfb1, whose product is annotated as general transcription factor IIH subunit 1. The transcript has 7 exons. Gene Ontology annotation, biological process: transcription by RNA polymerase II; nucleotide-excision repair; transcription by RNA polymerase I. The record is from RefSeq and is a predicted model, not a curated record. Lineage: Eukaryota; Metazoa; Arthropoda; Insecta; Neuroptera; Chrysopidae. Gene Ontology annotation, cellular component: transcription factor TFIIH holo complex; transcription factor TFIIH core complex. The coding region runs from base 105 to 1805 and encodes 566 amino acids.
CAGACUAUUAUUAUUAACGAUCAUCGGCAUUAAAUGGCCCAAUCAAAUACAUAAAAAUAACCUAAAUUUAAACAGGUUCACAGUAAAAAAAAGAUAAUCAAAUAAUGGCAACACAUAGCGAAGAUGUUUUACUUCAAGUUCCACAAGUUCGUUACAAAAAAGGUGAUGGCACAUUAUACGUUAUGGAUCAAAGGAUUGCUUGGAUGCUGGAAAAUCGAGAUACGGUUUCAGUAUCGCAUCAAUUUCAGGAUAUAAAAAUGCAAAAAAUCUCACCGGAAGGUAAACCAAAAAUACAAUUACAAGUUGUUUUACACGAUGGAUCAUCUUCAACUUUUCAUUUUACAAAUAAAGCGGGCCAUGCAGCUCAAGUUAGUGAUAGAGAUCGUGUUAAAGAUUUAUUACAAUCAUUGUUACCGAAGUUUAAGCGAAAGGUAGAUCGUGAAUUAGAAGAGAAAAAUAAAUUAUUAUCAAGUAAUCCGGCAUUAUUACAAUUAUAUAAAGAUUUAGUUAUUACACAAGUGGUAACAAGUGAAGAGUUUUGGUCGCAGCAUGCGCAACAAUAUACAAAAGCACAAUCACAACCAAAACAAGAAAUUGGUGUAAAUGGUGCAUUUUUAGCUGAAAUAAAACCACAAACAGAUGGCUGUAAUGGUUUAAAAUAUAAUUUAACACCAGAUAUUAUUGAAUGUAUAUUUAAAACGUAUCCAACUGUACAUAAAAAACAUAUUGAAAAUGUUCCAUCGAAAAUGACUGAAGCUGAAUUUUGGACGAAAUUCUUUCAAUCUCAUUAUUUUCAUAGGGAUCGAAUUAAUGCUGGAACCAAGGAUAUAUUCACAGAGUGUGGUAAACUUGAUGACCAAGAAUUAAAACGUGAUAUUACUACAGGUGUCGAUGAUCCAUUAUUAGAUGUAACAAAAUUUGAUGAUCGGCAAAUUGUAGUCGAAGAUACAGAAAAAAACGUCGGCUCAGGGAAUUUAGUACAUCAAUCUAUGUUGAAGCGAUUUAAUCAACACACAAUUCGUGUUUUAAAAGCAGGAAAUUUUAGCACAUCAAAACCAUUAGAUUCAAAUAGCAUUACAUCAAGUACGAAUUCAACAACAACGGCACAAGAUAAACCAAGUUCAACAAAUGGAGUAGCAACAUCAGUUCAAAGUGUCUCAUCGCCAAAAUCGAAAAAAGCUCGAAUACAGGAGAAAGUGAUUUAUGAUGAUUUAGAAGUAACAGAUAAUGAUACAAAUUCGAAUAGGAUAAAUCUUAGUUUAUCAAAAGUGGAACGAUAUUUACAUGGUCCAAUGCCAGAUCAAGGAAGUGAUAAUAUGAUAAAUGUAAAUGAAUUUCAAAUGUUACAUCAUCGAAUUCUAGAUGAAACAAAAUCAUGGACAAAUAAUAAUUGUACACGUCAACCGUUUAUCGUAAAUAGUGGUGCUGCUGUGAGUGCAUUAGGUGAAUUAAGUCCGGGUGGUGCAUUAAUGCGAGGUUUUCAAGAACAAUCAUUAGCACAAUUAGUUCCAAGCGAAAUAGAAAAUGAAGUGCGUCAUUUGUAUAUGGGUUUAUGUGAACUAUUAAAACAUUUCUGGACAUCGUUUCCGCCAACAACACCACAAUUAGAACAGAAAGUUGUUAAAAUGCAUGAAGCAUUACAUCGAUAUCAUGCUGCAAGGCUUAAACCUUUUGAGGAUCGUAUUUUAAGGGAAUUAUCACCAUUGUCACAACAUUUGACGGUACAUUUAAAUCAGUUAUUGAAUGCAGCAUAUAGAAAAUUUAAUACUUGGCAACAAAGAAAAGUACAACUAUCUCAUAGAUAA